This is a messenger RNA of Cutaneotrichosporon cavernicola, 1314 nucleotides long. RefSeq lists its product as uncharacterized. The coding region runs from base 1 to 1314 and encodes 437 amino acids. NCBI's taxonomy places the organism in Eukaryota, Fungi, Basidiomycota, Tremellomycetes, Trichosporonales, Trichosporonaceae. The transcript has a single exon. The record is from RefSeq and is a predicted model, not a curated record.
AUGGCCCCGAAGCCCCUCGGUGACGCUGGGCCUACGCCAACGCCUACGCCAACGAGAGUCGCUCGGGACUCGAUCGUGACGGUCCUCAGCACGUUGCCUCCAGUUCAGGCUCCCACGGAAUCAGCCACACCCACCAAGAUCAACAUUGGGCCUAUUGUGGGCGGCCUCGUCGGAGGCAUCGCGGCCGGCCUCGCCGCCAUCGUCUUCGUGCUGUGGUACAUCCGGCAUCGGGAAGAGAAUCGCGAAGCGGCUCGCCGCUCGUACGUACGUCGCCGGCACAAGCAGAUGAUGGCGCACGCCAAAGCGCGCAGCCAGUACUCUGCGUCGUCGUCGAUAUACAGCGGGACAUUCCUCAAGACACCCUCGCCAACCGAGAUGAGUUUCGACCCUUCGGUGCAAUUACCCGCUCCAUCCCGCACGUAUAUGAAGGCCAAGGAGUACGACCUGUACAGCAGCGAACGCGGAUACGGGUACGAGCCGCAGAUGAUCCUCCCUCCUGGGGGGCAAUACGACGUGCAGGCUGGCUACGACCCGCGGCUCAUCGCGGGAACUGAGAUCAUGGUCGACCGCCCAGACAUUGACCAGCACAACCAGGACAUGUUGCAAAACGCGCACCGCCGCUCCAUGUCUUCGCAACGCCACCUGUCCGUGGCACCACCACCUCGCAUGUCGCAGACCAACCCCACGACUGUGACCCGCACAAAGUCGACGAAGUCUAUCAAGCGCAAAUCGGUUCCUGUUCUCCCUCCUUCGCCCCCACCGACCGGCUCGUCCGAUCCGUCAUCCUCCCCAGGUUCGUCCCCACCCAUAUCCCCUCCCACAGACGACGCCGAGGAAUGGCUGCAGCGCUCGCAGCGUGGUGUCCUUCGCGCCGCUGCGGCGGACCAGGCUGCCGCGAACGCCACCGUCCCCAUUUCGAAGCGCCACCGCCCCUCGCGCUCCUCGCCCCUGGCAGCCGGCCCCGCCCAGAUGGAGUCGCCCAUGAACUUUGCCGCACCAACGAUAGGACCCUCGCCUCCGAUUUCGGACGACUCGGGCUCGAGCCACGCGUACGCCGCAGCCGCCCAGGGCGCGUGGGGCAUCCCCUCCAACGAGGGCGGCAUGGACUUUUCCCGCGGCAGCUUCUACGAUGAAGAAUCCGAGCCAGCCGUGCAAGCGACGGUUGGGGGCGGCCUCACUGCAUCCGAGACGCACCACCUCUCGCCUCCGCCCGACGCGUUCGCCGAGUAUGGCCAGUACAUUGGUGGCAUAGAAGCUGGGCUGAGUGCGGACGACGUUGUGGCCCGUGAACCCAAUAACCCAGGCUGGAUUUAG